Anthonomus grandis grandis is the source of this 530-nucleotide messenger RNA. Its product is annotated as adult-specific cuticular protein ACP-20-like. The transcript has 3 exons. Gene Ontology annotation, cellular component: extracellular matrix. NCBI's taxonomy places the organism in Eukaryota, Metazoa, Arthropoda, Insecta, Coleoptera, Curculionidae. Bases 94 to 423 code for a protein of 109 amino acids. The record is from RefSeq and is a predicted model, not a curated record.
UGCGCUAAUAUAAAAGCCGACAACAAGUUGGUUUAAUCAAUAUCACACUUAGUUUGAGAAUAGUUCAUUUGUGUUAAGCAAAUAUUUUUAAGUAUGAUGAAGCUUAUGGUUCUUUUGUCAGUAGUAUGUGCUGUUGUAAUGGCACAAGAUGGUCACCAUCAUGAAUAUAAAGAUAUUGAUUACUACACUAACCCCCACUACCAAUUUAAAUACCAUGUGCAUGACCCCAAGCAUCACGACGUGCAUGAGCAAAAAGAAGAGAGGUAUGGAGACAAAGUAAAAGGCGAAUACUCCCUCCAUGAUCCCGAUGGUACUAUCAGAAUAGUAAAAUAUGAAGCUGACAAGCAUAAUGGCUUUAAUGCUCAUGUUGAAAGGAAGGGACAUGCUGUACAUCCUCAACACUACAAAACAUGGCACCAUUAGGCAAAAUAUCUUAGACAUUUUAUAGUAAAAUUGGUUAUUUUGGAAAUUGUUUCAAAAUCUUAGUGUAAUAUAUAUAUAAUAAAAAUAAAGCAAAUAAAAAUUAAAAA